Periconia digitata is the source of this 819-nucleotide messenger RNA. The record is from the annotation of a GenBank genome assembly. NCBI's taxonomy places the organism in Eukaryota, Fungi, Ascomycota, Dothideomycetes, Pleosporales, Periconiaceae.
GUUCGUCUAAGCUCCUCAAUCACCAACAUGAGGGCGUCAACUUCUCUCAUCGCACUCGCCGCGUCGCUUCAGACUGCAUCUGCUCACUAUUACUUCCCCCACCUAAUCGUAAACGGCACCAAAACUCCAGAAUUCAAAUAUGUCCGCGACGUCCUCCCAGCCAACUCAACCUCCGACUACCCCGACCCAGUCAACGCUUACAAUGGCAAAGAAGCCCCCGUCUACGGCGCAUUCGACACAUCCUACGUGACCGACAUCCGCUGCGGACGCUCCGCACACCUCGCAGCGUCCAAAACACUCACCGCCGAUAUCCUCGCCGGCAGCGAAGUCGGCUUCGCAAUCAAGACUUAUAUCGACGACAGCUACAACUUCGGCAUUUUUCAUCCGGGACCCGCGCAGUUGUGGUUGAGUAAGAGCGAGGAUUUAAGCACGGAUUUGGGGGAUGGGGAGUGGGUCAAGAUUGGGUAUCAGGGGCCGAAUAGCAGUACGACUUGGAGCACCGACCGGGCUACGGAGUUGUUUUUCGAUAUGCCGGAGUCGACACCGCCGGGGACUUAUCUUCUCCGUCUAGAAUUGCCCUUCCCUAUCAAGGACUGGCCAGGGCAUAGCCAGUGGUAUACCAAUUGUGCGCACGUCAACAUUAUCGGAAGCGGCGGAGGUUCCCCUGGUCCCUCGGUGAAGCUUCCAGAAGCCUAUAAUGUUUUGGACCCGGGCAUCAAUUACGAAGACGGUGUCGAUUACAAUGAGGGCUUGGAGAAUUACAAGCCGCCUGGCCCGGAGGUGUGGAGCGGGUAAUUGGUAUUGCAUCGAUAUCAGCAU